ACAUGCGUGCAGAUACAUACACGCGUGCGUGCACACACCGACACGCGUGCAUAUACACGCACGCAAAAACUCGCGCACACACACGAGCGCGCUCGGACACGCAUAGGACAUAUCAGGAGUGGGACAUCACGUGAGACAACAGAAGAAUAAAAAGCGGUUUAAUAUUGCGCGCGCGUGCGCGGGCUCGUGCUCAGCAGAGGGAUCGUAGAUUAUCAUUGUCGGUUCUUAAGCCAGAUAUUAAACCCAGGGAAAUAUAUGUAGUGAAGUAAAAGUGGCAGCAGGAGAAAAAAUAUACAACAGUAAAGCACAGAUACAUCUUUUUACUACUUUAGAACAGUAGUGAAGUACUUUUACUUCCUUACUAUACAUCUCUGCUAGUGUAUGAUGGUUCUAAAUCAUUUUAGAUCAUGCACCACCCACUAAAUCACUAAAGUACCACCUACAAGUCAUGUCAAAGGAACACAUGCGUCACAUACAUUUUAACACAGCCAUCUUAUUUCUUUUGCCACCUUCUUCACCACAUGCAUGAAGUUUGCGGGCUUUUUCAAUCUGCAACCUAGCAUGAUUGUUUGGUGCUGGCAAGGACGCUAACCAAGUUUAACCUGAAGCAUCACAUCAACAACGGCAGUGCUGGAUACACAAAAAUGAACAUGUCCACAAUACUUCACAGAGGACAUCACACCCCAUUGGUGAUAUUCUGUACAUGCCUCCUGCUAGUACUGUCCUGUGUUGUACAGAUACCUCCAUCAAAUGGAUUUUUUGUAAAUAACUGCAACAUGAGAGGUUCUCUAAAAGAGCCAGUAAAUUUGACGGCGUCAUGCAACAACAGGGAACUUAACACUGUUCCACAAAACCUGCCAGACCAAACAAGAGUGCUGGACUUUUCUAACAACAAGCUCCUAAACAUAAAGAAAACAGAUUUCACCCACCUUACCGUGCUCAGACAACUGAAUGUGUCGCACAAUCUGAUCCAGGAUAUAGAGGAUGGGGCUUUCGUGUCCUUGACAUCCUUGAUGGAGUUGAAUCUAGCCUACAACAAACUCACUACCAUCUCAUCAGGAUGCUUCCAAAAUCUGUUCAACCUCACUUUGCUACGACUGGAUGAAAAUAAUAUUACAUACAUCACUGCUUCUGCCUUUGUUCCCCUUAUUAGUUUGGUAAUGCUGAAUUUAUCCGGUAAUAAUUUAAUCCACAUAUAUCAAGCCCAACCUGCCUUUCAGUUGCUCCACAUUCAAGAGCUUUACAUGGGGAGAAACGGAUUUAGUUAUUUCCAAUCAUCAGAGGUUUCAAACACAUCCUUAAACCUGAAAGUCUUAGAUCUGUCUCAGAAUCUCUUAGAGGUCUUCAAGAUGACGGCAGAUAUUUUCCCUCAGCUUGAAUCUCUAGAUCUGGCAUUCAGCAAAGGAAGCAUAAUAUGGGAUGUGCAGGACACCAACUACUUCAGAAAUGUUAGGACCCUUAAUUUAAGUGGGACACAUGAGAAAAUGGAACCCGUGCUGCAAACCUUCAACAGCUCAUUGACCUCACUUCGGCUCUACCAGUUCAGAGAGCAAAAAGUAAAACCAUUAAUUACAAAGGCAUGUCUGAUAAAAUCUCUAAGAACUCUACAUUUGCAGUUGAAUAGCAUGGAAUACAUAUCAGAGAAGGAACUCAAAAACUGCACUGAUCUAGAAGUGCUGGACUUGUCUGAAAACAGUCUCACUAACAUAACAAAUAUGGCAUUCGGGUCAAUGACAAAACUCAGUAGACUGAGUCUGUCCAGAAACAUAUUGGACAGUGUACCAACAGCCAUUGGCAGUGUGUCGUCUUUGAAAACCCUCGAUCUCAGUUUCAACAGCAUUGAGGUUUUAACAUGUUCAGAUUUCAACAACCUGAUACAGUUACAAACUCUUAAUAUUUACAGGAAUCCGUUGUCUUCAAUUGAAAAUUGCACAUUUCAAAACCUUAUUAAUUUGAAGACUCUAAUUAUUAGCUUCAGCAGACUUAUUUCUGUGAAACACUGCUUCAGAAUGUGUCUUCAGAAACUAGAGUUUUUGGAUUUAACACAAAACAAGUUGAACUCCAUUCAUAAAGGAGAUUUCGGAGAUUUACAAUCUCUCACUCAUUUGCUUUUAAAUGACAAUCAAAUAAGUAACAUAGAAGAUGGAGCUUUUGAUGGACUUAAUAAACUGAAGGUACUUUACCUGCAAUCAAACAAAAUCCCAACAGAUUCACUAAAGGCAUCCGUUUUCUCAGGACUUGCUAACCUAAAAUGUCUUAUGCUGAACAGCAAUUUCUUUUCAUAUUCAUAUCAGCACAAUCUCAUCGAUCCACCUUUUGCAGAUUUGGAAUCUUUGGAAACUUUAGCAAUUCACAAUCAAGGCCACAAAGGGAUGACGAACAUCCCUUCAAACUUUUUGCAAGGACUGACAUCAUUACAGGAAUUUACAGCAGGAAAUCUCAACCUAAAUUCUCUGGAUUCAAAAACAUUCUCACACACUCCAAGACUGCAAAGCCUGGACCUCAGGAGGAACGAAUUAACAACGGUCUCCCCAGAAGUAUUCGAGCCCCUCCAACAACUCAGCAGACUCUCUAUGUCCUCGGCUGAUUUGCAAUCUCUUGACUUUCUCAUGCAAGCAAACCUCACUGAAAUUCAGUACUUGCAAGUCAGCAGGAACGCACUGGCUGUCAUCAAUCAAACACUGAUUUCAUCAUUCCCCAAAUUAGUCUUUAUAGACCUGCAAGAAAAUACUUUCAGCUGUGACUGCAGCAAUUCCUGGUUUGUUGACUGGGCGCAAAAGAACAACGACACACAAGUUUUAAAUGCGGAUAAAUUAACAUGCAAUUACCCCUCAAACCUCAGGGGAAGUAAGCUUAUGGCGCUUGACUUUGAGUCAUGCACUGUGGAUCAGGGUUUUUAUUAUUUUAUUUCGACCACCAUAUUCAUUCUUCUGAUUAUGCUUAGCUCCAUCCUUCAUCAUUUCUUGAAAUGGCAAGUUGUCUAUGCCUAUUAUCGCCUACUGGCUUUUCUCUACGACAGCAAGCAGCAGAGACAGAAUGGGAAGUCCAGUGGUUUUCAGUACGAUGCUUUCAUUUCCUAUAACACUCAAGAUGAACUGUGGGUUAUGAGUGAACUGAUACCUCAGGUGGAGGGAGAGCAGGGCUGGAGGUUGUGUUUGCACCACAGAGACUUUCAACCAGGUAAACCAAUCAUGGAAAACAUUGUGGAUGGGAUCUACAGAAGUCGGAAAACAAUCUGCGUGAUCAGUCGCCACUACCUGGAGAGCGAGUGGUGUUCCAGAGAAAUCCAAGUGGCCAGUUUUCGACUCUUUGAUGAAAAGAAAGAUGUUCUCAUUCUGGUGUUCCUGGAGAAUAUUCCUGCUCAUCAGUUGUCUCCAUACUAUCGAAUGAGAAAGCUAAUAAAGAAGCGUACCUACCUCAGCUGGCCCAAACCAGGAGAGGAUACUCGUGUCUUCUGGGAGAAGCUGAGAGUUGCUUUAGAGACCAAAGGGACUUAUGAAGAGGAAAGUCUUCUACUUUCUGGGAUAAGGAGGACCUAGGAAGUUUUCUAAUAAUGUGGGGAAAAGGACUGAACCAUUUGCAGGAAUGUUCACUUACAUACCCUCAUGGCAAAAUAAAUGUGAGGGUUUCAACCCUGAAAAAAUUAUAUUAACUGUGAAGCAUGGUGGUGGUAAGAAUUGUAUGAGGGUUUUUUGGAAAUGAGAUAUUACACAAUGAGAAAAGAGGAGGGUUUUGGGGAUAGUGACCCAAAAUACACUUCAAAGAUGGUUAUGAAAUUGAUUAACAUGAAUUUUUUGGAAUUAAUUGACCAUCACAAUAUGUGAUGUGACAAUAUGUGACAAUAUGUGGACUUUGCUUAAACAUAACUGGCAGGUAUAUUUAGCAAGAUAUUUAACUGAAUUCUAACAUUUCAGGGAAAAAUGGUUAAAAAUCCACCAACAACCCGGCUGUCAAAAGCACAUGGUCAAGUUACAACCUGGUCAAAUAUUGUAUGAACUUUCUAAAC
Messenger RNA from Astyanax mexicanus (Mexican tetra), 4006 nucleotides. Its product is annotated as toll-like receptor 13. NCBI's taxonomy places the organism in Eukaryota, Metazoa, Chordata, Actinopteri, Characiformes, Acestrorhamphidae. The record is from RefSeq and is a predicted model, not a curated record. Gene Ontology annotation, biological process: immune response; toll-like receptor signaling pathway. The coding region runs from base 645 to 3539 and encodes 964 amino acids. Gene Ontology annotation, cellular component: membrane. Gene Ontology annotation, molecular function: protein binding; transmembrane signaling receptor activity. The transcript has 2 exons.